This is a messenger RNA of Pseudo-nitzschia multistriata, 809 nucleotides long. Lineage: Eukaryota; Bacillariophyta; Bacillariophyceae; Bacillariales; Bacillariaceae. The record is from the annotation of a GenBank genome assembly.
AAGUGAAAGUACGAAUACCUCGUGAAACUUCGUUUGGGUUCUGCUGUAGCUGAAACCAUACCAAAUACAACGGCUCUUGGUUGCGCAGGAGCAGACCAUGCUGGGCACGAAACGACACCUAAUCCUGGAGGUAGUGGUGGUGGUGGUUGCCUUGGUUUGGAAUCAUUCCCUCGAGGCGACUCGUUUUGGUCAGGGCGUUGACGCAUUCCUCGCCACUGCCGUCUUCCCAAAGUUCCCCCGUGGUUGCACCGCUCCUCGGCAACCUCAAUUUCCGUCGAUGGGUCCGUUGUUCUCUCUGGGGGACUCCAGAGCUCCGCCGGACACAAGAGAGACGAAUCGCGCCGGGAACGGCUCCGACGCAGUGGAGAAAAAGAACCGGAGAAAGCGGUCCCUGUACUCAUUUUCGGAGGCCCGGAAGAUUGCGCGGGGCCACGGGUUUAGCACCAGGGAAGAAUUUAUCGAGUACGACUGCGCCGGUGCCUACCAGGUGCCGAAGAACGCGGACGAGGUCUGGUCCGAGGACUGGACGAGCUGGGAGGAUUUUCUUGGCCUCCGCCUCGCCGAGUUCGAGCAAGCCCGGGAUGUGGCUAGAUCCCGGGUGGGACCGAAUUCGACUACGAGCUGGAAGGUUUCUACGGAGGAAGAAUACCUGGAGCUCUUCCGAUCGAAGCAGAUCGACGACGACGACAUUGCCAGCAGGCUGCCCUAUCGGCCCGAUCUCUUUUACAAGAACAAAGGAUGGACGUCGUGGGAAGAUUUCCUGUCCCCGGGUAGCGACGAAUAACAGUACGAUACAAAGGAAAUGUGAU